CCGCGACAAACAAGAACCAGAAAUAUUGUCCGAAUUUCUCCCACCAUUCAAAAUCUCAUCCCCAAAAAAACACCCAUUACUCAAAAACCAGAUAUCUUCGUCUCUGCUGCGGAUGUUUUUCUCUGCGCACAUUUUAGAGAGAUAGAGAGAAAUACAGAAAAAAGAAGAAGAAGAGAGAAAAAAAGAAUGGCGUUGGCUUUGGCUUUCAGGAGGCUUUCCUCCUCCGUCGACAAACCCGCCAAACGCGGUGGCUCUAUAUACUACAUGUCAUCUUUGCCUAAUGAAGCGGUGUACGAGAAGGACAAGAACGGAGUUACGUGGCCAAAGCAGUUGAAUGCUCCACUGGAAGUCGUCGAUCCUGAGAUUGCCGACAUUAUCGAGCUCGAAAAAGCUCGACAGUGGAAGGGACUCGAACUAAUCCCGUCGGAAAAUUUCACUUCUCUCUCUGUGAUGCAAGCAGUCGGUUCGGUUAUGACUAACAAGUACAGUGAAGGAUAUCCUGGUGCCAGAUACUAUGGAGGAAAUGAGUACAUCGAUAUGGCCGAAACACUCUGCCAAAAGCGCGCUCUAGAAGCAUUCAGGCUGGACCCUGCUAAAUGGGGAGUGAAUGUGCAGCCUCUAUCGGGAUCUCCGUCAAACUUUCAAGUCUACACUGCUUUACUGAAACCACACGAGCGAAUUAUGGCACUCGAUCUUCCUCACGGAGGACAUCUCUCUCAUGGUUAUCAGACUGAUACGAAGAAGAUAUCUGCAGUCUCUAUAUUCUUCGAGACUAUGCCUUACAGAUUGGAUGAAAGCACUGGCUACAUUGAUUAUGAUCAGCUUGAAAAGAGCGCUGUACUCUACAGGCCAAAAUUGAUAGUCGCUGGUGCUAGUGCUUACUCACGUCUCUAUGAUUAUGCUCGCAUUCGAAAGGUUUGUGACAAGCAGAAAGCAAUUUUGCUGGCAGAUAUGGCACACAUUAGUGGAUUAGUUGCAGCUGGAGUUAUUCCGUCGCCGUUUGAAUACGCGGAUGUCGUGACAACAACUACCCAUAAGUCACUUCGUGGACCCCGCGGUGCCAUGAUCUUUUUCAGGAAGGGUGUUAAAGAGAUCACCAAGCAAGGCAAAGAGGUGUUGUACGACUACGAAGACAAGAUCAACCAAGCUGUCUUUCCCGGACUUCAAGGUGGCCCACACAAUCACACCAUCACUGGUUUGGCAGUUGCACUUAAACAGGCAACGACUCCAGAAUACAAAGCGUAUCAAGAACAAGUCCUGAGCAACUGCUCAAAGUUUGCUCAGACUCUAGUCAAGCAUGGCUAUGAACUUGUUUCUGGCGGAACCGAUAACCACUUAGUUCUUGUCAACUUGAAGACCAAGGGUAUUGAUGGUUCGAGGGUAGAGAAGGUUCUGGAAGCUGUCCACAUAGCAGCCAACAAGAACACUGUUCCUGGAGAUGUGUCUGCCAUGGUUCCCGGUGGAAUCAGGAUGGGAACCCCUGCUCUUACUUCUAGAGGAUUCGUCGAGGAGGAUUUCGCUAAAGUUGCUGACUUCUUCAAUGCUGCUGUGAACAUUGCUUUGAAAAUUAAGGCCAAAACUUCAGGGACAAAGUUGAAGGACUUUGUGACGACAAUGGAGUCGAGUUCUUUCCAAUCCGAGAUUGAGAAACUUCGCCAUGAUGUUGAGGAAUACGCUAAGCAGUUCCCCACAAUCGGGUUCGAGAAAGAAACCAUGAAGUACAAAAACUAAAUCCAGGGGCUAAAAUGAAGAAUUUGGAGAGGUGAAAUGGGGAAUGAUGAACUAAAGAUAUGUGUCACAUACUCAUAUUUGAGGAUGUGAACUCAAAUUUCCACAAUUUGUUUCCUAUUUUCUCCCUCAAUAUUAUAUUUAUUAAUUAUUAUUAUGUACAUUAACAAACAAAUUUGGAAUAAAUAAACUGCGGAAUAUUUACAAUUUUACAGCUACACUUAUGCUUCUCUUCUUCUUGUGAUUGGCUGAUGGCUGUGGUUACUUCUUUUCUUGAAGUACUUGUAAUUCUAAGAUAUUUGUUUUAGUAUGAUAUUCAAGAUUUUGUUGUUUA
This is a messenger RNA of Erythranthe guttata (spotted monkey flower), 2062 nucleotides long. RefSeq names its product serine hydroxymethyltransferase, mitochondrial. NCBI's taxonomy places the organism in Eukaryota, Viridiplantae, Streptophyta, Magnoliopsida, Lamiales, Phrymaceae. The record is from RefSeq and is a predicted model, not a curated record. Gene Ontology annotation, cellular component: mitochondrion; cytoplasm. Gene Ontology annotation, biological process: tetrahydrofolate interconversion. Gene Ontology annotation, molecular function: pyridoxal phosphate binding; glycine hydroxymethyltransferase activity.